UUGUUGGAAAGUGGUUUUCCCAUAAGAACGUUAUGGAAUUACGAGUGAUUCUACCAAUUUGGACAACGUUCUGCAUGGUAAGUGGUUUCGCAUGGGCAGAACUCCGUAACAUAACCUCGAAGCAUGGUCUGCAAAGGGAUAAGCGAUUUAUUGUAUAUUUAGGAUCUGGUGUUCACAAAUUCGUUUGUGGUGUAUCUAUUCCAGUAUCUUUAGAAGACAAGAAACCAUGGCGAUCACUUGGUGCUGUUUAUGGUUUCCAGGGUCAAUAUUCAGUGCCCGUGACACCUAUUUAUUGGUGGGAUAAAUGGGAAGGAAGAUCAUUGGCAGAAGCGAAAAUGCAAUAUAACAAAGAUGGAUCUUAUGUACCAGAUGAAUCGCGCGUAUUUAUUUAUGCAUUAAUAGAAUAUUAUCUAAAUCGAGCAGGAAAGAAUGGUCGACAAUGCUUAUUACGUGCAAUUUGUGAAAAUGCUUUGGUAGAUGAAUUUGGUGGAAUUGUCGGAGAAGUUAUAGGCGCAAUUCUCAGGCCUUCAGAUGAUUCAGAUAAUGUAUACAAGGAUGCGUAUAAGGCUGGAAGGUAUGGUGCCAUCUGUGCAUCUAUGUAUCCCAUAUGCCCGGAAGGACAGGGGCUCUUUGACGGUUUGACAGUAACAAGGUCAUCUAAAUACUACAAGAAUAUGGGAUAAUUUGCUGUAGUCUG
This is a messenger RNA of Hermetia illucens (black soldier fly), 697 nucleotides long. RefSeq lists its product as uncharacterized. The coding region runs from base 33 to 683 and encodes 216 amino acids. The transcript is spliced from 4 exons. The record is from RefSeq and is a predicted model, not a curated record. NCBI's taxonomy places the organism in Eukaryota, Metazoa, Arthropoda, Insecta, Diptera, Stratiomyidae.